Messenger RNA from Aspergillus neoniger CBS 115656, 1483 nucleotides. RefSeq names its product lipase family protein. The transcript has 2 exons. Gene Ontology annotation, biological process: lipid metabolic process. Bases 87 to 1328 code for a protein of 413 amino acids. NCBI's taxonomy places the organism in Eukaryota, Fungi, Ascomycota, Eurotiomycetes, Eurotiales, Aspergillaceae. The record is from RefSeq and is a predicted model, not a curated record.
CAAAUCUCUCUUCACUCAACCACGACUUUUUCAGCUGCUGCACCGCAGCAGAUACUACCAAAGACGAUGAAGAAACACUCAGCGCUAUGAUAGCUCUUAAUGUGUUGUUCAAUUCCUACUCCUUAAUCCUCACCUACUUCUCCUUUUUCUUGCCGAUUCGCGCAUUCAUUCGCCUAGAAACGGACCACAUACCUUCAGGUCAGGAUUUACGCCCCAUUCCCGAGGAGACCUACAACUCUCUGGAUGAGCUAGCGCGUGUGGUCGAUGUCGCCUACUGCGUUGGCAGCACUGGGCUUCAGAAGCCUUUUCAGUGCCUGAGCCACUGCAGUGACCUCAAGGGGUUUGAGUUAAUAACCACAUGGAAUACUGGGCCGUUUCUUUCGGACUCUUGUGGAUACAUAGCGGUUUCGCACUCGCCGUCACCUAACCGUAUCAUUGUCGCUUUCCGUGGCACCUACUCCAUUACCAACACGAUCGUUGAUUUAUCUGCCUACCCGCAAGCCUAUGUGCCGUAUAACACCGGACAUAAAGAUGGAAAGAAUGAAUCAAGCUGUUGCAAUUGCACUGUCCACGCCGGAUUCUUCACUUCGUGGCAGAACACUCGCUCGACGAUCCUCGACCACGUUGCAGCCGCAAGGGAGCAAUACCCCAACUAUGAACUGGUUCUAGUUGGCCACUCGCUUGGUGGGGCAGUUGCUGCGCUGGCUGGUAUCGAGAUGCAGCUGCGAGGCUGGGAACCUACGGUGACGACAUUCGGAGAACCGAAGGUCGGAAACAAGGCCUUUGCCGAGUUCCUGGGUAAGAUAUUCCGGUUGGACGAGGACUCCGCAUGGCGGUUUCGCAGGGUCACGCAUGUUUAUGACCCUGUGCCUCUCCUACCACUGGAAGAAUGGGGGUAUGCGAUGCACGCGGGAGAAAUCUUCAUCUCCAAGGAAGAUCUUCCCCCAUCUGUGGAUGACGUUCACUUCUGCGAGGGCCCUCACGAUGCACGAUGCAUAUCAGGGGAGGGAGGUGAAAUGGCCUUGGCGGUCGCUCUUCAUGAAUCGGCGUCUCUGGCUGCAGAUGCGAAGUCGCGGGCUGGCUGGGCUGACGCUGAAUCUACCGAGCAGCACGAUAUGCCAGACGGGCAUACUUCUCAAGCACCCUUGCACGUGCAGGAAAGUGCCAUGAAACACCGAGGCUUAUUUGAUUUGCCUAGACGACUUAUCCGGUCUAGAUACCACCUGUGGGAGCUCUUAUUCUCCCAUCGGGACUACUUUUGGCGGGUUGGGCUCUGCGUUCCUGGUCGUGACCGGGCAGGCAAGGGGUGGUGGGCGUCGGAUUCGUAGUCCCGAUGUUCUUCUUGACGACGAAGAGACGACUCAAAUCAUACAUGGCUGUAGGAACGAGUGCACGUAUAAAAUGGUGGACUUGAUUAAUAUUCCUAAUCUCAGGCGAGUCACGUAUGCAGCAAUACAGCUAGCUAAAUUCUAUGAAAUUAUAA